Aegilops tauschii subsp. strangulata is the source of this 2342-nucleotide messenger RNA. Its product is annotated as F-box/FBD/LRR-repeat protein At5g56420. Lineage: Eukaryota; Viridiplantae; Streptophyta; Magnoliopsida; Poales; Poaceae. Gene Ontology annotation, molecular function: protein binding. The record is from RefSeq and is a predicted model, not a curated record.
CAUCCCUAGCCGAUCUUGCGGAUCCAUCCCCUCGGCCGCAGGCGCCGCCGUCCCCUGCGGCAACCCCCUCCCCGCUUCCCCGCCGCCCACCACCAUUCUACCCCGUGCCAUCCCCUGCGACAGCCUCCCUACCCAACCUGCCGUCCUCCGCUGCCAUCCCCUGUGACAACCCCGACCCCCGGCCCUGCCGUCCGCCGCCGGCCACCACCUCUGCUGCCUGGGUAAUUAUGCCUGGCUGCGUUCCGGGGGAAAUAAUCUCGGGGCUGACGGAGGCGGGAGAAGAUUUGAUUUCCUUGUGCAAUCGGGGAAGAGAGGAGGCCGAUUUCGGAUUGUGCGGCGAGGGCAGCCCAAAAGGAGUGAUUUUUAUUCGGAGUCUGUCUGUUGAGAAGUUGUAAUCCGGAUCCUCCUCCUUCUCAUCUGAAUAAUCUCCUCCCUUUUGGAGGAGAGCCGGCCGAGUCGGAGGAGGGGCCGCCUAUCGAUCUAAUAAAUUGGUGUCCCCGAUUUGUUUUUCGCCGGCGAUUAGUCUGCUUUGUUGCGGCGGUCUAAAUAAACAGAGGAGGAGAAGAGGUGAUUCGAAUAAGGCCAGCUCAGGCGUCCUCCGUUGUCACAGAUCCAAUAAGGUAGAUAUCCUAAGGCCAUUUGUUGAUCCUAUCAUCCAUGAGGAACAAAAGCGGUCGUCCCAGGAAAUCAGCUCUCCACGAAGCAGAUGCUGGCAACAAGAAUGGUGUUUGUACACAACCUAAGCUAAAUGCAAUGCAAAAAGCAACUCGCAACGAAGCCGCUGCUAGCAACGCAAGCGAAGACAGGCUUAGCAAGCUGCCCAAUGACCUUCUGCUCAACAUUCUGGAGAGGGUGGACACACUCGAUGCUAUAAGGACCUCUGUCCUCUCGAAGCGAAUGCUGAAGCUCCCCACCAUGCUCUCACAGUUCUUCCUAAGUAUUAGUUCCAUCAAAUAUGACCAUGAUAAAAUGCCCCAAAUCAACCGUGCCGUGGCUCAUGUAACUGAUAGCAUCUUGGGCACGAGGAACCCGGAAAUCACCAUCCGCAAUCUCAAAAUCAGAUUCAUUUUGAUGGAUCGUGACUCUCUCACCAUUGGAAGAUCUGUCGCCCACGCCAUGUCAACCCAGAAGGUUGAAGCAGCUGAGUUUGAGAUUAUAACGGAGAAGGCUUAUAGGAACUGCACUCCUGCCGAUCUCCGCCAGAAUGCUAAGCUGUUCAAUAAUUUUGUUGGUGCUUGUCCGGAUGCAUUUGCUGGCCUCAGGCGCCUGUGGCUGCGUAAUAUGAGGUUCGGUGAACAGGACAUCCCAAACAUCCUCAGCACUUGCAAGCUCUUGGAGUCUUUGCGUUUAAUCCAUUGCGACUCAGGGAUCCAUUCUGUGCUGCAAGUAGAACAUGCUCAACUUAUUGAGCUCGAGGUUGACCUUGGGAAAUUUGAGAGAGUUGAGUUGAUAUGUCUACCCAAACUCCAACGGGUGAGCUAUAAUAAUUGGUGCUCUUCUGAACAUCCUGUGUAUUUUGGUCUUGUACCACAGCUUUCAAGGCUGAGCCUCACUAAAGUUGGCGUCAGUUCUGAUAAGAUUCUUGAGUUAAGUCAGCUUCUUGCUGAUGUUCAUUCCAUAAGUGAUCUGCAUAUGGAUUUUCAAAGUGAAAAGAUUUGGGUUGUACCAGAAUGCCCGAAAAUGCUCAAGCCUGUGCUCAGCAAACUACAGCAUGUGAAUCUGGACAACCUUCCUGAAGGAUGUGAUUUAGCUUGGACAAUGUUUAUUAUUGAAGCUGCACCCUCCCUAAAAGAGCUGUGCAUUACAGUAUGGGAUCAUUGGUGCAUAAUGAUGACAAACAAAGAGUUCCGGAAGAAAUAUGGUUACUGCGAAAAGGCAGACGUGAAGUGGAAGCCAUAUGCUCCUGAUUUCAAGCACAAGAAUCUGGCUAAGCUCACCAUCUACGGCUUCCAACCCAACGACAAUUUUAAGCGAUACAUCAGGUGUGUUGUGGAACAUGCGGUUAAUAUAACAGAGAUAUCUCUGUACGACAGGAAGCUGUGUGGGCGCUGUGGUGACAAGGUUUAUCAAUCAAGAUAUCCACGGACUGCCGAGGAGAGGAAACGAACGGCUGAAGGGUUGGGUUUGACUUCGCCUGCUGUGAUUCACUUCCGGUCCUAACUGAAAAAUGAUUUGCAUGAUAUUCUUAUAUGUAGUUUGGAAAUCACCUCCUAUCAUCUUUAGUCGGAAGGAGUUCCUGAACUCCAUAAUUCUGUAGUUACCAAGUCUGUACUCUUGCUUUCCCUUCAAUGAAGUUUGUACUGUUACCUAAUUGAGGAAAUAUGUAUUAAGUUUGAAAAGUA